This is a messenger RNA of Clunio marinus, 414 nucleotides long. The record is from the annotation of a GenBank genome assembly. Lineage: Eukaryota; Metazoa; Arthropoda; Insecta; Diptera; Chironomidae.
AUGAGAAGAAAUGCAAUGUCAAAUCAAAACAAUUCAGAAAUUAAAAUAAUUGAAAUAUCUCAGCCACAAUAUUGCAUUCAAAACCAUAACCAGAAUUCUCGUAUUCUCGUGGCAAUGUCAAACUUCUUGGCAACAAUGAACUCGGCUUAUUCACUUUUUGCAGUCUUGACGAAUGUUAAUAAAAAAUGGGAAAUGACCUCGAAUGCUGUUUUGCUGUGUCAUGAUAAAUGUAAUCAAACUAUAAAUGAAUGUUUAACAAGUUUCUGCAUGAACGAAUUUAAACAGAUGGUACAAAAGGUGGAAUGUGUAUCAACAGAAACUAAAUUAAACGCGCCUGACUUGACGUCUGAUGUGGCAAUGCUCUCUGGAGACUUAACUCAAGUGUGUGGUAUUACUUCCAUGUGCAUAAAUUAA